CUAAAACAUAACACAGUGCAAACGAACCAAACCACCCACAGAUAACAGUACAUACACUGCAAGCGUCAUCAGGCAGGCCGGGUCAAUAACAAUCGGGCAGGUAGGUACAGGGGGAGCAAGCGGAGAAUGGUCGGGGUCACAGGCCAGGUUCAGCAGGUAGCGGGCAGCGUGGUACAGAGGGUCAGGCAGAGGAGAAUGGUCAGACAAGCCAGGGAUCAGAGCAGGGUCAGCAGAGAAUCAGACAGGAACAGGAAACAGGGCCCAAGAGAAACACAACACCAAGGCAGAGUCUGCAGGUCU
Staurois parvus is the source of this 300-nucleotide messenger RNA. The record is from the annotation of a GenBank genome assembly. Lineage: Eukaryota; Metazoa; Chordata; Amphibia; Anura; Ranidae.